UGAGUGCAUUUAUGAAUCCCCAACAGUGUCUGGUCAGUGUUGAGAAAAGUAACAGGGGCUCCGGUUGGGUUAAGAAACCAAGGCGAACGGAUAGCAAAACCACCCUUGUGAGAUCAGAAAAUCUUAGAACGUCUAUCAACACUGACAGGAUAUUGAUGAUGGACUCGGACGAGCCAGAGGAGCAUGAUAGUGAAGAGGGAGAAUAUCAAAGCCUUGAAGAGCAGGACAUGGUCCAGUACAGAGUAUGCUACUCUCAUCCAAAGUACACCAAGGAGUUAGAUUUCUGUAAAAAGGAAGACGUUAAGAAGAAGAGAUGUCCGGCAAGUCGUUCAGGGAACAACCCUGGGAGACAGAAGCGGGUUGUGUCGUGUAAGAGGAAGACCCACCAUCUCAAUAUCUGUCGAAGGAAGCAGCCAGCCACAUGGAAAACUUGUGAUGUGGCCAACAAGGAGAACGAAAUGGCCUGUGUGCAGGACAUGGAAGAGAUAUUCUAUAUGGACCCUUGGGAGUUUCCACACACUGCCCCCCAUCCUAACAAGACUGAUGAGGCUGGUUCAAAAAACAGUGACUACUUCAUAGAGUUAUCAAAAGACCACAACACAAUGACAGAGGUGCUCUUUGGAAGAAAUCUGAGACUGAGUGUAGCUUUGACCCUGUGGCAAAGAAAUGUUGGAGAACUGCUUACAUAUUUUUUAAGGAUCCAAGACACUGGUGUGUUUGUUGAUUUUCUUCCAGUGAUAACAAAAAGCCUUGAUGGUGAGUCAGAGUCACCCAGCGUUUCCAUUGGCUGUUGUGUUGACCUUUUCCCCCUAGUGAAAAAGGUCCUCACUACUCCAUAUGAAGAGCACCUGGUAGCUGGUUUACGAUUGGUACAGUCAGUAUUAAGACAUUGGUGGCCAGAGCUCUCAGCAAGUGGAGGAACUGACACGCAAUCUAUGGAUGGAAAUAUCCAAGUGUUCAAACAGCAGCUAAAGGAGUUUUGGAACCAGGAGCCUCAUUUGAGUUCAGUUCCAGGAAGUGCAGGUGAAAUAGCAAAGGUUAUAGACUAUUACCUGUUACAAUUGCCCUGAUCGCAAUGGUGGCCCAUGCCAAGCUCCCGUCUAGUCCUGAUGACAUGUCGUUGGAGAGUUGGAAACCACAUAAGAACACAAUAGACUUGUGACACAAUGAUCUGCACUACUUGACUUUUGAUGUGUGCAAAAGCAUUACCAAAUUAAUUUGAGGGCUCCUAAACAGUGCCCAAAGAGUGCCUGCUGUAGAGUGCCAGAGAGCAUAGAAUUUUAAUUACAAUUUGAGAUGACCAACUCUUGUCCACAACUGCUAACAUGACUUAACCUCACUAAAUUUCAAUGGUUUGAAAUUAAUCCAAAGGAUGAAAGUGUGUGCAAUUGAUUGGUUACAGUAGAGAACCAAUUGAAGUUGUGUUGGAUGAAUUAAAAUGGUACUUGAAAUUA
Oncorhynchus nerka (sockeye salmon) is the source of this 1454-nucleotide messenger RNA. RefSeq names its product KATNB1-like protein 1. The transcript has 10 exons. Gene Ontology annotation, cellular component: nucleolus. The coding region runs from base 12 to 1070 and encodes 352 amino acids. Gene Ontology annotation, molecular function: microtubule binding. The record is from RefSeq and is a predicted model, not a curated record. Lineage: Eukaryota; Metazoa; Chordata; Actinopteri; Salmoniformes; Salmonidae.